CAGUUUGCGUGCGAGCCCUGCAUUCGCGGGCACCGCCAGGCCACCUGCGCCCACACGGACCGCCCGCUGCGCGAGAUCGCUCGGCGUGGACGGCCCGUCACAGCCUGCGCCGCCUGUCGCGAGCAACGCAAGACCAACAACGCGCACCGCACCUGC
This is a messenger RNA of Rhodotorula graminis WP1, 156 nucleotides long. RefSeq lists its product as uncharacterized. Gene Ontology annotation, biological process: intracellular iron ion homeostasis; positive regulation of transcription by RNA polymerase II; intracellular copper ion homeostasis. The record is from RefSeq and is a predicted model, not a curated record. Gene Ontology annotation, cellular component: nucleus. The annotation marks the transcript as partial. The transcript has a single exon. Gene Ontology annotation, molecular function: DNA-binding transcription factor activity, RNA polymerase II-specific; RNA polymerase II cis-regulatory region sequence-specific DNA binding; copper ion binding. NCBI's taxonomy places the organism in Eukaryota, Fungi, Basidiomycota, Microbotryomycetes, Sporidiobolales, Sporidiobolaceae.